CAAUAAGCACCUCGCCGCCUCUCCAGCUGCGCCUCUCCCUUCGCCGCUGUCCGAUGUGGAUGGUGACGCUACUCUCGACGCUCGGGUACGGCGUCGCGCGCGGUGCGCUGCCGCGCGGCCCGGCGGCCGCCGCCGUCCGCGGCCUCGCGCGCGGACGCGGCUCUCGCAUGUGCGCCGCAGCCGGCUCGGAGCCGGGUGCACGCACGCGCUUCGCGCCGUCUCCGACGGGGUCGCUGCACGUCGGCGGCGCGAGGACCGCGCUCUAUUCGUGGCUGUGGGCGCGGCAGAAUGGCGGCCAGUUCCUCCUCCGCGUCGAGGACACGGACACCGCCCGCUCGACGCGCGAGUCAGAGGACGAGGUGCUGGCUGACCUCGCGUGGCUGGGGCUGGUGCACGACGAGGGCCCGACGGCGGGCGGGCCGCACGGGCCGUACCGCCAGUCCGAGCGGAUGCAGGGCGGCCUCUACCAGGAGCUCGCGCAGAAGCUCCUCGACUCGGGCGCCGCGUACCGCUGCUUUUGCACGCCGGAGGAGCUCGAUGCGAAGCGGGCGGCAGCGGAGGCGGCGGGCGAGAACCCGCAGUACGAUGGGACGUGGCGCGACGCGGACCCGGCCGAGGUGCAGCGCCGGCUCGACGCGGGCGAGCCGUACACCGUCCGCUUCCGCGUCCCAGACGGGAAGGUGGUCGGGAUCGAGGACGCGGUGCGCGGCCGGGUGGAGUGGGACGUGCAGGCGACGGUGGGAGACUUCAUCCUGCUGCGCAGCGGGGGGAUGCCGGUGUACAACUUUUGCGUCGCCGUCGACGACGCCGACAUGAAGGUCUCGACUGUCAUCCGAGCCGAGGAGCACCUGACAAACACGGUUCGCCAGGUCCUCAUCCUCGAGGCGCUCGGCUUCCCGCUGCCGCGUUUCGCCCACCUCUCCCUCGUCCUCGGCGAGGGGCCGGCCCGAGCUCUCCCGGGCGGCCAGCUGCGAGCUCACCAGUCACGUGGAGUCUUUGACCUCAAGAAGCUCAACUGGAUCAACGGCCAGCACCUGCGCGCGCUGGCCGAGGAGGAGCGCGCCGCGCUUGUCGGGCGCCACCUCGCCGAGGCGGGCGUCGCGAUGGCGGCGGACUCGCCCUUCUCGCUCUCCGCCUCGCGGAUGGUCGCCGAGAAGAUCGAGCUCGUCAACGACGCCUCGCCGCUCGUGCGCGACGCGCUCGCCUACCCGCUCGCGGACUCGCUCGCUUCCAGCGGCGCGCAGAAGCUGGCCGACGAGCUGCGCCGGGUGGGCGGCGCGCUCGUCGCGGCGCACCGCGAGGGCGUCCUCCCCGACGGCGCCUCGCCCGACUUCGAGGCGGAGUGGAAGAGCGCCGUCAAGUCGUUCGGCAAGGAGCUCGGCCUCAAGGGGAAGAGCCUCUUCAUGCCGCUCCGCCUCGCCGUCACGGGUCGCAUGGCGGGGCCCGACGUGGGCGCGCAGCUGCAGCUCCUCGCCCUCGCGCCCGACGGCGCCAAGUGCGAGAGCGUGCCGCUCGACGCGCGCAUGGCGCAGCUCGAGGCGGCGCUCGCAGACAUGCCCGUCCCUGUCGAGGCCUGAAGGGGAGGUAUGGCGCUGAGAUCACGGUAUACGUCAGUAGCUAGCACAAUGGGGGGACGAAGGGUUGAGAAGGGAGUGCCGGGCGGGAUGUGGUCUUUUGGUGUGGCGUUCAACGUCAAGUUGGGCGCGAAGAUACGGGGCACUCGCUUGCUUUUUUUUCGCUCCAGUCCUGCGGAUCUUC
This is a messenger RNA of Emiliania huxleyi CCMP1516, 1758 nucleotides long. Its product is annotated as Glutamyl-tRNA synthetase. Lineage: Eukaryota; Haptophyta; Isochrysidales; Noelaerhabdaceae. The coding region runs from base 54 to 1577 and encodes 507 amino acids. The transcript is spliced from 4 exons. Gene Ontology annotation, biological process: glutamyl-tRNA aminoacylation. Gene Ontology annotation, molecular function: glutamate-tRNA ligase activity; tRNA binding; ATP binding. The record is from RefSeq and is a predicted model, not a curated record.